Hyla sarda is the source of this 2506-nucleotide messenger RNA. It is a transcript of the gene MAPK1IP1L, whose product is annotated as mitogen-activated protein kinase 1 interacting protein 1 like. Lineage: Eukaryota; Metazoa; Chordata; Amphibia; Anura; Hylidae. The coding region runs from base 1 to 1209 and encodes 402 amino acids. The record is from RefSeq and is a predicted model, not a curated record. The transcript has 3 exons.
AUGAAGCUGGCGGAUGCCUUAUCAGAUACUACUCCUGCCAAAUCUAAGAAUGUAAGCAACCCAAAAGAAAGUCAACAGCCAGGUGGAUCCAACCCCUGGGGUACAAAUCCAAGUGCUCCUUCUGCUCCUGGUUUCACACCUUAUGGGCAAGGCCAAGGAGGAGGGCCGUACUUUAGUGGCGGAUCUCAGCCAGGAGCCCCGUCACAACCGUAUCCAUCUGGACCCCAGCCAGGAGCCCCGUCGCAACCGUAUCCAUCUGGACCCCAGCCAGGAGCCCCGUCGCAACCGUAUCCAUCUGGACCCCAGCCAGGAGCCCCGUCGCAACCGUAUCCAUCUGGACCCCAGCCAGGAGCCCCGUCACAACCGUAUCCAUCUGGACCCCAGCCAGGAGCCCCGUCGCAACCGUAUCCAUCUGGACCCCAGCCAGGAGCCCCGUCACAACAGUAUCCAUCUGGACCCCAGCCAGGCGCACCGUCACUAUACCCAUCCGUACCUCAGCCAGGAGCCCCAACACAACCAUACCCAUCCGCACCUCAGCCAGGAGCACCAUCGCAACAAUAUCCCUCUGGGCCUCAGCCAGGAGCCCCAACACAGCCCUAUCCAUCUGGGUCUCAGCCUGGAGCACCAAGCGCACCUUCAGGGCCUGCUGGGUCUUACCCAGGAGCUGCACCUGGACAACGGCCUUCUGCCCCAAAUGCCCCAUAUCCUGGAGGACCCACUGGACCCUAUCCAGGAGCCCCUGCUGGACAACCAAAUGCCCCAUUCCCUUCACAACCCACUGGGCCACAACCAGGAGCUCCCACAGGGCCCUAUCCUAAUGCACCUGGGCAAUACCCUUCAGCUCAGUAUCCUUCAGGUCCUGCGGGAAUGCCAGGACCCUAUCCUAACCCUCACGGAGCUCCAAAUCAACCAUACCCAGGUGCUCCAGGACAAGGUCCUGCACAAGGUGGAUCUUAUCCAACCCCAUAUGGUCAGUCAGGUCCUGCAGGUCCUGGCCAGGGUGGGCCUUGGGGUUCCAAUCCAUGGGCAUCACAAGGUGGCCAGUAUCCUGCUAACCCGAAUCUGCCCUACCCAACCAGUGGUCCAUUCCCAACUCCUGGUGCUGCAUCAUCUGUACCAUGGGGUACUGUGCCCCCUGGUCAGUGGGGGCCAUCUGCUCCAUUUUCUGGGGCUGGUGGAUCAUACCCUAAUCCAGGCUCGUAUCCAUGAAGUUGUUCUAGUGUCUGCCUCCUGACCCCAGAAACCCACCAAAUUUCCCUUCACUCCGUUAUGACCAGGGUGCGAAUGCCGAUCACCAAAUGAUCUACAACGGAUCCCAUCAGAUGCCAAGAGUUCCCUCCCCCAAAUAAUGGAGGAUGUGACUCCAGCUCCAUCAUCUCUGCUACACCGUUCCCUUGUGUGCCAAUAGACUGAUGCGGACGUUCCUCUGGAUACAAUAUAUAGACGACGUCUUUCUUUUUCUAUAGAUAAAAGUAAAAUCUAUUUCUAUAUAAAGAUGAAUCUGUAGCUUGUGUAUGUGGUUUUUAUUUUUUAUUUUUGUAUUUCUGACUUUUUGGGUGUGUAGGGGGGGGGGGGAGAUUAAUUUUGGCUUUAAAUUGCAGGGGUUAAUUUCCACUGCAAAUUCUAAGUCUCAUUAACUAAUAGGCUUUCCUGGGCAGAUUCCACCAAAAGAAUAAAUAUGCUCAUUCUUUCCGUAGUGGAACACUGGCCAUUCCGCCACAGAUCUUCUAUAGUGUGCACUGAUCAGCAGAAUCCCAUUGAGAUCAGAUGAUCAAUCUAUUGAUUUGAUUAAAUAGGAUUCAUCUCAGAAUUACUCAGUGUGAAUGGGGCCCUAAAUGUGUGUACCCCCCCUUCUGCCAGCAUCUUGUUGGAGAUCUCUAGUGCUGGAGGACUCCUGGCUCUAUACUGGGUGUUAAGGCCCUUCUUCUUUAUUAAUUAUUAAAUUUUUUUUGGAAAGGGUCAAAGCUGGCUGACCCCUGGCUAAUUUAGGUAGUAUUGCCCCUUUUUAAAUUUUGGUCACGUGGUUUUCCUAUUCAAAUACGGUUUGCUGGGAUCGGCUAGAAGCAAACAUUCACCUUCCCUACAGCGCCCCCGCAGGGAAAAUGAGGAAUUGCAGGGUCCAGUUGAAAUGAAAGGCCUUCUUUUUUUUUUUUUUUUUUUUUUUUUCCCCACUUCAUAAUUAAAAUAAUAAAAUUACUAAAAAAGGGGAUUAAAAACUCUGCAUGGGACCCCCAAGUAUUUAUACACAAACUAGUCUCAUCAUGAUGUGUUCUCCGAACGGUGGACCUCCAGCUGUUGCAAAAACUGCAACUCCCAGCAAGCCCGGACAGCCGAUGGCUGUCCGGGCAUGCUGGGAGUUGUAGUUUUGAAACAGCAGGAAGUCCAUUUUGGAGACCACAGAUUUAUAGCCUUGCUCUUCUCCAUGGGUUGUAUCUAGUGUUGCAGCAUUUACUUGAUUGCGCUGUGAUACCAGGCUCGGCCACAUGGACUAAAGUGGCGCUAUAAA